Molecule: messenger RNA, 1008 nt
Organism: Colletotrichum siamense
Lineage: Eukaryota; Fungi; Ascomycota; Sordariomycetes; Glomerellales; Glomerellaceae
Exons: 1
Coding region: 1-1008 (335 amino acids)
Source: RefSeq, a predicted model, not a curated record
AUGCCUUUCACAUUCUGCUGCCCGUCUCCCUUCCCCUUGCUACAACCCUCUUCACUUAUCGUCGCCGCUGCCGCCGUGCUUGUUGUUGUCGUUGUCGUUGUCGUCGUCGUCGUUGAUCAACGUCCUCAUCAUCGUCGUCGCAAAACGAACGUCACUGCCCUGCCUGCCCCGCGGGCUCAGCCAAAGUUCCCUCCCUCAGCGUGCUGCGCCCCAGCUCUGCGUCGCUUGCGCGCGUUGCCGCUUCGGUCCCCUGUCACCAACGACCGUCGGAAUCACCACCUUGCGACACCGUCGCCGAGAGAUAGAGACAACUCUUUGAGAGCAAAGCGUCUUCUCCCCGCACAGGUCACCCGCCGAACAGGACGGUUUCUCUCACGCUACAACCUGAGCUUCAUCCUUUUGUCAGCAACAUCUUUUCUAGUAUCUUCACCUUCCAGGAGCUGGAGACGAAGACGAAGACGAAGCUCUACUACGUCGGAAUCUGGUUCCGCUGCACUUGACAGACAAUCGGUCGUCCACAAUUACGCCAUACUUGACAGACGCCGGCAGCGUUACACAAGCAACCUCACCUCACUCUCUUCUCCUCGAUACCAGACAGUCAAACUUGGAUCAGACUCGGACGACUUGCCAGUGUGCCUACCUUGCCUACUACCAUUCCUCGCCGUGGCCAGGUCCCCGGUGGUCCCCAAUUAUCCAGCCGGUACGUAUCCUCUGCGACGUUCUUCAACUUUGCUCUACACAUCCCUUCCCCAACCCUUGUUCUUCUUGAUAUCCUUAGUCUUUCGUGGUGGUGGUGUGCCUUCACAGCCACCAAGCGGCGGCGGCGACGGCGUCCAGACACCACCAUCAGACACAACCACAACCCUUUCAUCCUUCAUAACAUGGGCUAGCCCCCCGUCACGACGCAUGCCAGAGAUCCCCCAAAGGAAGUUGAAUCGAACUCUGAUCCGCUUCUUCGAGGCUUCUUUUGGCCGCUCGCGGUCGCGACUCUCUGCCCAUCCCGAUUAA